GUUGCUGCCGUUUGUGUGGUUGUCCUAGCCAGAAUGUAUUAAUAAAUUCACUUACAAAUUAUAUCCGUUUUCUCUAUUUAUCUAAUCAUUCUCUGGUUUGACGCCACAUGUAUCUCUGCGUUGUGUUGUGUGGUCGAAUGAAUAUGACUUCCUUCUUGCCAACCAGCUUUAUUAUCUGUGCAAACAGAAUAUAAGGAAAUGGCUUCACCAGCUUUCUACCUCAAUACUUCUCCUCAGUGAGGCGUAGCAUUAGCACUUUAAGAUUUAAAUAAUAUGAACAAUUAUGACCUCAGACCAGCAUUUCACAUAUUUAUACAAACAGAAUAAACUUGAAAUGUAAGCCAGACUAGUGCACGGGACUCAUACACAUAGUAACAUAGUAGAGCUACAUUAUUCAGGGAGCAACAGCCUGUGUUAAAGAAGCUAGCGGACGCCAUUAGCCACACGCGUAGCGUAGCUCACAUAAUGACAUUAAACUACACAUAAAACAGUUUCAAAGACACUUAUUAGAUCGAAAUAUGACAUAAUCUGUGUACACACUACUAACCGGUUGAACAGGAGAAAUGAAUUAAGCAGAGGGAAAGUUGCUGCCAUGUGUCUGUUGUCUGUGGUCUUCUUCUUCUUCUCUCAGACCAUGCCGUUUCUCUAACGCUAAACCGGAAGUGGCGAUACCGUAAACCGGAAGUGAGGCUAAGAACGGCGAACUUAAAAAUAACAAUACCAUUAGCACUCCUAGUGGUGACUUUUUGAACUGCAAACAAAUUAUAACAUUAUAAAAUGCCUUUAAGGCAGCACACUGUUUGAAGCGCUGCACAUUAUAUAAACUAACGUUACACAUGGCAACGACAUUAACUGCAAACAGUCGUGACUUGUGUGAAGUGUAACAUUAAACAAUAUAUUAACAUAUUAAAUACAACAUUUAUGACACCACUCGUUCCACUCAGUAACUCAGUAACUAAUAUGUUAAUAUAUUGUUGAGUGACAUUGCAUUUCUAGCAAGACCAGAGACUGAACAUUUUGAUAUGUUACACCAUGCCAUGUUAUAGACCCUUUUACAGCCGACGUCAUCAAAAAGUUGCGCGCGCAUGUGGGCAACGGAAGUGGUGUUGUUUUCCAGCAGUUCUGAAUGACAAAGACGAGGUAGCAACUGGUUAGCAAGCAUUUACAAACUGUACCCAGCAUCAACAUGUCUGGUUGUUGCGUAUACGGUUGUACGAAUCGCUAUUCCACCGGCGGACUAAAGUUGUAUAGGAUUCCGAGAGGACCACGACCAUUUCAGAGCAACCGGCGGCGUCUGUGGCUGCAGGCGAUUAAACGUGUGGACUGGAAUGAGGACAUAAUCAAAAAUGCUCGCGUCUGCAGCGCCCACUUUAUAUCAGGCGAGGCAUCAUUGGACUCUAGUAGUCCUGAUUUUGUGCCAUCUUUGUUCAUGUACACAAAACAAAGCCAGAACCCAAAUGCAAAGAUGGACAGGUACCAUAGGAAAAGGAGGAGAGCUGACACUGCAGCAAAUCAAAAUGUUACUUCUGAAACUCCAGAACAAGAAUGCAGCAUGGAUCAUUGUCCUGCUGAAGAGGAUAUCCCAGUUCCAAAGAGAGAGUAUGAUGAUCUGAACCUGAAAUACAGUCAACUUCAGGAGGAAUAUGUCAACCUGCGACAGGAGUUUGACACACUACGAGCAGAAAAUGUAAAGCUGAAAGAGGAGCUGCAAAAAUCUACAUUCUCCUACACCACUGUUAAGUGCAACAUUGGACAAUUGAGUUUUCUCACAGGACUGACCUCUGUGGUCUUUGAGUGGCUGAUUACAAAAAUGAUGGGCAGCGUAGAAAGAAUUCACAACAAACUUACAGUAGAGGACCACCUAUUGAUGAAAUUAAGGUUGGGCCUAUGUAAUACUGACUUGGCUUAUAGAUUUCAGGUAUCAAAAACCACCUUAUCAAAUGUUUUGCGGAGCUGGGUCCCUGCUAUGGCCUUGGUCCUCAAGCCACUCAUUAAAUGGCCAAGUAAGGGUGCAGUACUUAAAAAUAUGCCAAAAAUAUUCAAGCGCAACUUUAGAAGAUGCCGGUGCAUAAUAGAUUGCACAGACAUUUUCAUAGCUAGACCCAGUAAUCUGACUUCCAGGGCCCAGACAUGGUCAAACUAUAAACACAACAACACCAUUGAAUAUUUGAUCAGCAUCACUCCAGCUGGUGCAAUUUCAUUUCUGUCUCCUGGGUGGGGUGGACGGGUUUCAGACAAGCAGAUCACUAAGGAGUCAGGUUUCCUCAAACUUUUGGAGCCUAGGGAUGAGGUUUUAGCAGACAGAGGAUUUCUCAUCAGAGACGAGCUUGCGGCCUAUGGUGCAACCCUUCGUAUCCCUCAUUUCACAAAAGGAAAGAAGCAGCUUUCUGCACAGGAAGUGGACACAUCUAGACAACUUUCUCGUGUGAGGAUCCAUGUAGAGCGAGUUAUUGGUCGGUGGAAAAACUUUAAGAUUUUACAAACAGUUAUUCCUUUGUCGCAGGUUGACAUACUAGAUUAUGUUGUUAUUGUAUGUGGUGCCCUCACAAACCUCUGUAAGAGUGUUGUUCCCAAAUGAGUUACACAUAACCAUGUAUGACUUUUAUAAAGUGAUUUUACAUUUGUAAAACAUGUAUAUAGGCCUACUGUACUUAAAACGUAAUGCAUUUUAAUAAACCUCCCCACAUUGGCUGCCACUGGUGUGUCUAAUGGUCCUUUCCCCCCCAGAUUAUCUCAACAAUUCAGAGUGCAGUAUCACAUUUAUUUGUAAUGUUGUUACUAACAGAGUUUCAUUCCAUUCAGGUGCCAUUAAAGUGCCACUAAACAUUAACAACAUGGAAAGUAGGAGUAUGUACAAUAUAUUAGAAUCAAACUGGUUCUGUAUGUUGUAAACAGUAAAUAAUAAUUUUAGGUCGCAAAUUAUCUCUAUGGAUACAUA
This is a messenger RNA of Gymnodraco acuticeps, 2938 nucleotides long. RefSeq lists its product as uncharacterized. The record is from RefSeq and is a predicted model, not a curated record. The transcript is spliced from 4 exons. Bases 1187 to 2578 code for a protein of 463 amino acids. Lineage: Eukaryota; Metazoa; Chordata; Actinopteri; Perciformes; Bathydraconidae.